Molecule: messenger RNA, 4428 nt
Organism: Pongo pygmaeus (Bornean orangutan)
Lineage: Eukaryota; Metazoa; Chordata; Mammalia; Primates; Hominidae
Gene: C1QTNF7
Product: C1q and TNF related 7
Exons: 3
Coding region: 282-1151 (289 amino acids)
Molecular function (GO): protein binding
Source: RefSeq, a predicted model, not a curated record
UCUUCUUUCGGGCUCGAUCAAACAAUCAGGAGAUCUGUGUAGGCCACAGCGUCAUUGCACGCCGGGGUCCUUGCCCGCUCCCUCUCUCUGCCACCGCUUAAAGCCUGGGAGAAUGCUUUUGAAAGCGAAUCAGGAAAUUACUUAUCAAUCUGAAGCCCCAAAGAGUUAUGAAUAAUCCUCGCUGCCAAAGGGAAGGGGAUUUUGAGCAAAAGCUCCACAUCUGCGCACAUUAGAGUUCAAAGACUCCAGCUGUUGGAAGGUCUUGCGAGCAAUAGCCAAAGAUGUUUGUCUUGCUCUAUGUUACAAGUUUUGCCAUUUGUGCCAGUGGACAACCCCGGGGUAAUCAGUUGAAAGGAGAGAACUACUCCCCGAGGUAUAUCUGCAGCAUUCCUGGCUUGCCUGGACCUCCAGGACCCCCUGGAGCAAAUGGUUCCCCUGGGCCCCAUGGUCGCAUCGGCCUUCCAGGAAGAGAUGGUAGAGACGGCAGGAAAGGAGAGAAAGGUGAAAAGGGAACUGCAGGUUUGAGAGGUAAGACUGGACCGCUAGGUCUUGCCGGUGAGAAAGGGGACCAAGGAGAGACUGGGAAGAAAGGACCCAUGGGACCAGAGGGAGAGAAAGGAGAAGUAGGUCCAGUUGGUCCUCCUGGACCAAAGGGAGACAGAGGAGAACAAGGGGACCCAGGGCUGCCUGGAGUUUGCAGAUGUGGAAGCAUCGUGCUCAAAUCCGCCUUUUCUGUUGGCAUCACAACCAGCUACCCAGAAGAAAGACUACCUAUUAUAUUUAACAAGGUCCUCUUCAAUGAGGGAGAGCACUACAACCCUGCCACAGGGAAGUUCAUCUGUGCUUUCCCAGGGAUUUAUUACUUUUCUUAUGAUAUCACAUUGGCUAAUAAGCAUCUGGCAAUCGGACUGGUACACAAUGGGCAGUACCGGAUAAAGACCUUCGACGCCAACACAGGAAACCAUGAUGUGGCUUCGGGGUCCACAGUCAUCUAUCUGCAGCCAGAAGAUGAAGUCUGGCUGGAGAUCUUCUUCACAGACCAGAAUGGCCUCUUCUCAGACCCAGGUUGGGCAGACAGCUUAUUCUCCGGGUUUCUCUUAUACGUUGACACAGAUUACCUAGAUUCCAUAUCAGAAGAUGAUGAAUUGUGAUCAGGACCAAGAUCCCUGUGGUAGACACUCAUCGAAUCCGGGGUUCCAGAAGGUGGAACAAGCAGGAAUGGGAUCCAAAGAGACUCCCACUCAGAUUCUAAAGCAUUUAAAGACAAUUCUAGCAGAAUUUAUCAAAACAAGAUGAAACACAGAAAACUUGAAACCACAACAAAAUGAAUUCUAUUACAGAAUAGCCCCAGAUACAAAUUCUCUUGAAAGCAAUGUUCAUAAAUAUUUAAGCAAAUUAAAGACAAUGUUAACAAAUUUUCUAUUAAAUGCCCUGAGUGAUAAAACCAGUUGGCAAUAAUAUUGCCUUAUUAAAUCUUCAAAAAAAUAUAUUUUAGUCUGUUAUUUAAGAAAAACAUAACAUCCCAAAAUCUUUGACAAUUCUCAAAAGGCUAUAUAGUAAGUCAAAAACCAAAGGUAAGAGAUGCUAACUAUUUUUCAAGCAAGCUACAGAGAAAUGAUAAAUGUCUUUUGUUUUAUUAUUUAUUCCUUCAUGUUUGUAUAUAUUCACUCAACAACCCUUUAAUGAGCCUGUAAGGACCAGACACUGUGGCACUGAAUCAGAUUUAAUAAUGAGUUAAGACAAAGCCCCUACCUACAGGCUAGUGUGUGGUGAUCAAACUAUCACAAUUCAGUGUGAUGAGCAGCAUAGCAAACAGAUGGAUUUGAUGCUAAAACACACAGGGUCUGCUAUUUCUGAGGCUGGGGGCCAGAGAAGCUUUUACACAUGGAAAAACACUAAUCAUGCCAAGGUGUAUGUGUUUAAGUGGAUGUGAUGGAUGCAAAAGGAAUGAGGAAUUCAGCACUGCAUUCUCUUUGCGCCCUCAAUGUGUGAUUGGUAUUCUCAACAGCAAAGGGGUGAAAAAUCUAGAGACAGAGGAGGCCUGGCAGGGGUGAUAAAAAUGAAGAUUGAAAUGAAGAGAAAUAGCCAGCAGAUGAUUCUUCUAAAUCCUUUAGUGUGAUGGUUUCCCAAGACAAACAUUUGUCCUAAUAGCUUUCUCAUAAAUAUGGGCACCACUUUACAUUGUGGUAAGACAUUGCUUCUCAUGGAUCUGCUAGGUAUUUAGUUCAAAUAAAGCAAGGCAUAUGUUCACUGACUUAUGAGUAAGCUGAUGAGAGCAAUGAACAGGAGAAGGAGGGAGACAGCCAAAUGUCUGAGUAAACAGACAUCCCUUCCAAGUUUCACACCUCCCUUAGUCCCACUCUUGCUUGUGUCAGCACCUUGUUCUUCACUGAACUGCAAUUCUUCAAUUAUUCUCUUCCAUGAUUCUGUCUGAUCUACCAUUCCCAUGGUUUAUGGUAAUAGUAUUCCCUUCAUCCCUCCCUUUUGGUAACUUCCAAUCCUCCUUCUAUGUAUUCCUUUCUCUGCUCAUUGACUUAUAAAUAGUUUUCAUACCUCUUAUGUUUGAAUCACCAUGCUAGAUUCUGUGAAGACAGAAGAGUAUCAAGAUUAAUAUAUUAAUAGUAUAGCUCCAACUGGUAAAUUUCUUUUUUUUAAUCUUCCCCAAUUUAAAUUUUUUAAUUUAAAAGUAAAUUUUACUGUCGAAAAUGCAAACUUGGGGAGGGCGGAAACAUCACACACAAGGCUGCCACUUCACACUUGGAGGGUUGCAUGGCGGCUGGGCAAAGAUGCUCCCCACUUCCCAGAUGGUGCGGCGGCCGGCCAGAGGCACUCCUCCCUUCCCAGACAGAGGGGCGGCCGGGCAGAGGUGCUCCUCACUUCCCAGAUGGUGCAGGAGCCAGCUCUGACUAGUAAAUUUCUAAGGAUACCAGAAAGGAAAUGGCAUGCACACACACAAAAAUACCUAUAAUUUUGGAAGAUAAAAUGAUAAAAUAUGCUAAGUUCUAGGCUGGAAAUAAGAGCAAAAUGCUGUAAAAGAAGAGAAAAUGUUUAUUUCCAAAUUAGGAUGUGACAGAGAAGGGACAGGGAAAUCCUCUCUGCUCAUUGGGCCUUACGUGAUGGGUGACACUUGGAGUGGCACAAGUUGGGGGAAAGUGCACUUGAGACAGAGGUAAUGAUGGGGAUGAAGUGAGAACAGAGACCCAGAAGGAGAAUCAAUGGACCAUAUUUGUAAGAGCUUUGAAAGCCAGCCUGAGAUUUGGAGGAUUUAUUCAUAAGAAAGUGUGGAGAACCUGUGUAUUUCAGAGCUGGAUACUGCCAUUACCACAGAUGAAAGUUGCAAUGAUCUAGCAGUUUUGUGUAAGGGUAAGGCUUACUUUUCCUGUCUUUCAACCCUAUCUUGCUUUCAUUGUCUUCAUCUGCCUGCCAUAUUUUGUGCACUUAUUGCUCUCCUUCUGAGUCAGGACAUGUGUACAGGAGACCAACAACAAUGAGUAUUAGAAAAAAAGGAGAGAGCAAAGGUGGUUUGAGGUAGUCACCUGCUUACAGAUAACAGCCAAAGAUAGAAUUCCAAGUUAUAAAGCAUAAAAAAGAGUCAACAGAAGUAACUAAUCUGGCAAAAAUGAACAUAUGGGCACUUUGAAGACUACAGGAUUUGCUGGAUAAACUGGAAAUGGAGAAGUUAUUGCAGACAGUCAUGAACCACAGAUUACUGUGAUUAAAAUUUUCUUCUGAUCGUAAUCCACAAAUGCAUUCAUUUUUUGGACAUUGCUUACUUAUCUUUUAAAUGUGUCUUUUAUUACGAAGCCUAUUUUGAGUAGCUUCUAAAACUGAAUUUCCUUUAAUUGGUUUGAAGCCUAGAGAUGAAUUUCAUUUUGAAAUAUCUGGUGGGAUGGUAAUGGGGAUCAGAGAACUGACAUGAGAAAGGAGGAGCUGUUUUGGUAUUAAACAAAUAAAAUCUUAAGCAAAUGUAGGUGUCUUUUAUUCUUAAAAAAUAGCAGAUGCAGUUUAUCCACAUUUGUAAAUAUUUGUAUAAAGAAAGUAGCAGAACAGUUUUGGUUUAAAAAAUUCCAAGUCUCAUUCCAGUCAUUCUUUGUAAAGGCUGACUUGUAAUGAAUAUGUAUUAAGCAAUAUUUAUUGACUAUAUACCAUCUUGUUCUGGAAGAGUUUAAAGCCACUUACGAAGAUAAAUAAGAUAUAAAAAGAAAACAGUGGUAAAAAGCAGAUGAGAAGAAAUGGGAAAAACACAGAAAAAAGAAAAUAAUGAGGCUAAUAUAAUGCUGUGUGUACAUGAACAUGCAUGUGCCUGUGUUACACAUUUUCAGGCCACAAAUGUUUCUUUGUGCCCCUGCAUGCACAAGGGUAUUCCCAGGUCAUUUGUCAUUGUGAAUAGUGUUGCUUAUGAUAAAAAAUAGAUUCUAUAAACUCUAA